Molecule: messenger RNA, 1443 nt
Organism: Pseudomassariella vexata
Lineage: Eukaryota; Fungi; Ascomycota; Sordariomycetes; Amphisphaeriales; Pseudomassariaceae
Exons: 5
Coding region: 1-1443 (480 amino acids)
Molecular function (GO): catalytic activity; iron-sulfur cluster binding
Source: RefSeq, a predicted model, not a curated record
AUGAGCCGGCAGGCACCGCUUCGCUGGCUAGCGAGCCAGAGUGCCACCAGAACCGUCCCCUCAACACUACGACGCACAAUAUUCACCGUUCCGCCUCGAGCAAGCCAGGCGGCUUCUUUGGCAGCAUGUCCAGAGCCUGAGCAGGGUCCCGUUGCCAGCGGCCACGACGAGUUCUGGCGGCAAAUCCCCAUGUGGCGGGAUGUGUCUGUCGAUCAGUUCACCUCCUACGCCUGGAGCAAGAAGAACAUCGUCGAGCACCACAAGCGGUCUCGAAGCGAGAAUCUUCAGGGCAUUCUGAGGGUGGUGCUGCCCGACUCGGUCCCCUGUGAUUCGAGUCCCAAUAAGUUGCAACGGCGGGAGGAGUUGAUUGAGGAUGUCUUUCAGGGUAUCGCUGCAAGCACCAUGAGUCUACGUCUAAUGCCAUAUAUCUUCAGUAGGAUCAAUUGGCAGGACCCUCGUCAUGAUCCGAUCUUCCGGCAAUUCUUUCCGGUGAAGAGCUUGAUGGUGCCAGAUCAUCCCAAACUAAAACUGGAUUCGCUGCACGAGAACGAAGAUUCUCCGGUAGAUGGCGUCGUCCAUCGCUACCCGGACAAAGCGUUGUUUCUUCCCGUCUCAGUCUGCCCGACUUAUUGUACAUUCUGCACACGCUCCUACGCCGUCGGGGCCGAAGUCUCGACCUUCACCAAACAGCAGAUGAAACCCAUCCUGAAGCGCUGGGAACACGCCUUUGCGUACAUAGAGAGCCAGCCCGGCCUGCACGACGUCGUCGUUUCGGGAGGAGACGCUUACUAUCUCGCGCCCGACCAGCUGGCCUACAUCGGCGAGCGGCUGAUCAAGAUGAAAAAUAUCCGCAAAUUCCGCUUCGCGUCCAAGGGCCUCGCCGUGUGCCCCAACCGUGUCCUCGAUCCCGAGGACCGCUGGGCAGACGCGCUAAUUUGGGUCCACCGCAAGGCUUUGGGGGCUGGCAAGAGGAUGGCGCUUCAUACUCACUUCAACUCGCCGAACGAGGUUAGUUGGAUCACUCAGGCUGCGUGUUCGAAGCUCGUGGAGGCGGGCGUCACGAUUCGUAACCAGACGGUCCUGUUGCGAGGGGUCAACGAUAGUGUUGAGACCAUGUCCGCGCUCAUUCGAACGCUGGCCGAUUCCUUGAGAGUAGCUCCGUAUUAUGUUUAUCAGUGUGACAUGGUCAAGAACACGGAGCAUCUCCGAACCCCCUUGCAGACGAUGCUGGACCUCGAGACUCAGAUCAGGGGUUCCAUUGCCGGGUUCGACAUGCCUCAGUUCAUCGUCGACCUUCCUGAAGGCGGAGGGAAGAGGCUGGCGCCGACGUUUUUGUCGUAUGACCGACAGACGGGAGUCUCGAGGUAUAUGGCUCCUGCUGUGAAGGGGAAGGAGAAGGAGGAUAAGGUCUAUGAGUAUUACGACCCGUGCAUCAUGGCAUGA